CAUGAAACGGGGUGUAGCAUUCACUGGACUUGUCGUUGCCACUCGAAUUUGCACGGUUUGACUCGACUCACACAACGACACGUGGACGCAUCGCGUGUUAUCAGUUUCCUCUAUUGACGCUGCUCUUGGUUCUGUACCCCGACGAUUGGCGAGCGCGGGGCCUUGCGAAAGCCUGCGCAAGAAGAACCAGACGCGCGGAAAUCAUCGCAAGUAGACGCCGCGCCACCACGGUAAGUAAACGCGCAAAUCAAGGCCUAGAUAUCGAUUCCAUGCUGUCGCUGACUUCUGAGAUCAGUACAAUUCAACCACGACGCGAAGAUCAGUCGGAUGCACACAACCAUCUAAAGGUACCCCAGCGCAAAAAUGACCGAAUCGUACAUCGGUGUCAACAACACCCUGCUCGUCAGUAUGGCGUACCCAUCCCGAUACAAUCUACUAUCCCUCAAUCAGGAUAUCCUCGAGGAAUUUGUAUCGUUCCUAGCAUCCCCAGAUGCCCUCCGUCUGUCGAUGACAGCGCACGGUCUGCGCGCGAUCGCCAAGCGUCGCGCGCUCGCAGACAUCAGGCUGCGCUCGACGGAGCGCGCGACGCUCUUCUGCAAGUACAUGCUCGCAGACAUUCCCGAUCGCCUCCGAUGGCUACGCCGACUCGAAAUCCACCUCGGCACCUUCUACGAAGAGCGCAUCUCCCUCGCCAUCCCGGGGCUCGUGCGUGUGCUGGCCCACGCGCCCGCGCUCAAGUCGCUCACCUUCGACGACGCGGAGGUCAUGCUCGAGUCCGGCAUCCUCGCAGCGGCCGUACGGAUGCUGACCACGCUCGAGGAGCUCAACCUCCGCAAGUACGGGCUGCUAGCGGUGUCCACCGUGCGCCGCCUGAGCAGCAACCUGCGCAAGCUCAGCCUCACAGGCAUGCUGCAUCCACGGCGCCAUGUCAUCCUCGCCACGCUCUUGUGCCCGGCGCCGGAGCAUCUCACCGACGACGAUCAAGCCGAUGUCCGCUGGAAGUCGAUAACGGAGCUGGAGCUAGACAUUGCCUGUCCGAUCAACUCUAUACCCCACCAGGCGAUCAUCGAGAGCUUCCCGAGCGUCCAGCGCUUCGACUUUAGCGUCACAGACGUGCAGGCGAACGACGAGAAACCCGAGCGUCCUCCCGGCGUCCGGGUGGGCUGGCCACACCUGGACUGGCUGGCUGGAACGCCUGUGUCGCUGGGCGGUCUAACAGGGCCCGUGAAGGGCCUCCGCUUGACGGAGGAGCGUCAAGGCAUCCUUCAUGAACACGGCGGCGUGGUCGUCAGGCAUCUCGACCCAGUGAUGCUGUCCGUCACGAUCCCUCCCGAACCGGAUGCUCGGGUGUGGAAGAAGUUGGUCGAGCGGUCACACCGAUUGCGAUACCUGCGUAUCGAGCUGUCGAAUGCCGGAGAGCGCGUGGCAGAGCUAACGAAUGGAGGGCACAUGUCCCUAAUGCUCUAGGCGACCUAGACAUCGUGUGCAUGAGCGUCGACAUCACCGAUCUCCACGGAGGGGUCGUCUUUGCGCCUAUCGCGGAAGCGGUCGCACUCGAACUGGCGAAGCCCAUCGACUCUCUGCGAUACGUCUGCGUCCGCACAGGGUCGGGCUCCGCCGACUGUGAAUGGCACGGCAAGGUCUCUUGGUGGAGAGCCAUGGGGUCCAGCGAGGAGCGUUGGGUGAAGCGCGUCACCGUCGGCCUUGGCACGUACAUU
This is a messenger RNA of Fomitopsis serialis, 1718 nucleotides long. RefSeq lists its product as uncharacterized. The transcript has 3 exons. NCBI's taxonomy places the organism in Eukaryota, Fungi, Basidiomycota, Agaricomycetes, Polyporales, Fomitopsidaceae. Bases 364 to 1467 code for a protein of 367 amino acids. The record is from RefSeq and is a predicted model, not a curated record.